Molecule: messenger RNA, 1545 nt
Organism: Pangasianodon hypophthalmus (striped catfish)
Lineage: Eukaryota; Metazoa; Chordata; Actinopteri; Siluriformes; Pangasiidae
Product: membrane-spanning 4-domains subfamily A member 4A
Cellular component (GO): membrane
Source: RefSeq, a predicted model, not a curated record
GAACACAGACUUCUUCUUGAUUAUUAAAAACCCACACAUGCUUUAAAGAUGGCCAACGCUCCUAUACCACUCACUAAUGUGGGAAGUGGCUACACCAUCGUCACUCAAGUUAUUCCCUCAUCAACAGCCGCGACUACAGCGGAACAAAAUUCCUCUCAGACACUCAGCCCACUGCGGAAAUUCCUGAAAGGAGAACCCAAAGCCCUGGGAACUGUCCAAAUAAUGAUUGGUGUGUUGAUGAUAUUGUUUGGUAUCGUGAUGGCGGUCUACCCUCAGACAUUGAACGUGUACUCUGGAGUCGCAUUCUGGGGCUCGCUGUUACACAUCAGCGCUGGUUCUCUGGCUGUUUCAGCGAGCAACAAGCUCAAUACCUGUGUGGUGACGGGUGCUAUGGUGGUGAAUAUUUUUAGCACGAUAGCUGCAGGAAUCGCCAUCAUUAUGCUUUCCCUGGAUUUAGUGAUUUGGCCUUGGCGUCGCUCCUGCUACUCCUAUGACAGCAAUUAUGGAUGCAGCCAGAGCCAUACCGACGGAAUCACUGGCAUUCUGCUGGUUUUCUCUGUGCUUCAGUUCGCCAUCUCUAUCGCAAUUUCAGCCUUCACCUGCAAAGCCACCUGCACCAAUGAACCUACUCUGAAUGUCAUCAACGUGGUUCCGAACACUGAGGGAUGUAUUCCUGUGGUCAAUUCCUUUCCAGCUCAUCAUGCUCAACCGGGGGUCAGUACACUGAAUGCUGUCGCCAUGGCUAGUGCACCUGUGGAAAGUCCUCCAGCGUACUCUGAGAAAGCCAACCAGACAACUGAGGAUAAUUCUAAAUAAGAAAUUAUUCUUGUUAACUACUUAAAACACUGUUACUUGGAAAAGAUGGAAAACAAUCACACUCUAGCACUUACUACACAUCACACUGCUUACUCUAACAGCUAAACACACAUUCAACAUUUAAUUAACUACUUCUCUGUUUCUCGAAAGAAUCUGUGUACACUGAAUACAUAUAUAUAUAUACAGUAUAUCAUAUUAACAAUGGUAUAUAUGCUCAUAACGCUUUUUAUCUCAUAAUUUCUUUUUUCAAGAAUUCUUUAAGCUUUUUUUCAGUCCUUCUGCAUACUUCUGAAUUUUUAUAUUAUCAUUAUUUUUCAAUUUUAUUUGUAUAGCGCUUUUAACAGUGGACAUUGUCACAAAGCAGCUUUACAGAAAUAAAUGGAUUCACAAAAAAUUAUAUUGUAAAUAUGUGAAUUUAUCCCUGGAGAACGACAGAACAAACAAAUCAAUAAAUGUGCACCACAGCUCUGUUGAAUUCUGGAUCCUGAUUGGUCAGAAGGUGUUGAUUAAUUUUCUAGAACAGCUGCUCUGAUGUUAAUGCAGCUGCACACUAUUAAUUAAUAUUAAUGCGCUUGUUCUAAUACGUUAUCGUUUCUAUGGUAACAGCUCAUUCACAGGGACUGGUACAGUAGACGCUCCACAUAAAUGGAUAAAUAAACGUGUGUAACUGUUGAUAUGGUGAAUUUUUAUCAUGAAGGAGAUGUGUAAUAAACAUUUAUGGAAGGAGUC